CGCCCGGCGCUUUUUUCCACCAGAAAGCCCUAAUGCAGCUGUGCAACUUUCAAAGUAAUUACUGCUGAGUCUGCAUAAUUUACGUGGUAAAUAUCUAACCUGAUGCCUCUGCGGGGUUGAAAGACAGAGAGCGGGAGAGAGGAGAGAUUAUCAAGAAACACUUGCGGGCGUCGGGACUUUGCGGUUGUGAUGUAGAUGGAUAACGUUCCGUGUUUAUUCUCUUUAUUAUGUACAUUUGGCCCAGUCAGCUUCCUCCGCGGGCUUUGGCGGGAGAGCCUUUUUCCAUCUCACAUUUUGGAUCGGAAAGAUCUCUUGGCAGCUCAUUUAUUCUCCUUUCUGAGUGUCGAAGCACUUUUGCGCCUAAUAAUGCGCUGACAGCUAGGCUUUGGCACAUUUUAAAUGUUAAACUGGUUGUUAAUGAUAGAUAGCCUGCAUUUAAUUAAUGUGAUUAAUGCAGAUUGUUGUUAACUUGCUAAGACCCACUACACAGAAGCCGGGCGGAUGGACGAGAAGGAGAGGAGGGGGGUAUAGUGUGUUUUCAAUUUGGACGCGCUCCGCUCGGUUACGCACAGGCGCUCCGGAGCAUCAGAGCUGCUCAGCCUCCUGUUUGACUGACUCUGGCACCGAGUGCGAGUCUGGAUUUAAUACAUUUUCCUCCACAUCUCCAAACUCCUGUAAAGUUACCAUCUGUUUCUUUCCCCUUUUUAGCAGAUGGAACAUCCUGGAUGCCCAACUUUAAGCUGGCUGCCUUUUUUUUUUUUCAACCCUGUGUUUGACAGUGCAAGUGUAAUACUGCCACUUACUGACGUGCCUUUGAGCAAGACACUGUGCAACAAACUGUCACAGCAGAUGCGCUAAAUGGAGAAGAGUGCAUGAAGCUUUGAGUUGUGGUUAAAAGAAACUCUUUUUCCGAUGAUGCUGUGAAAAUGUUCUUGCUCUCUCCCUGUGCGCAGAGUGCGAUGUGCUGUAUCUCCUGUAGCCACACCCUCUCACUACUGCUGUGCGUCCUCACCCUGACUCCGACGGCAACAGGGGCGGGCCCUGAGACCCUGUGCGGGGCGGAGCUGGUCGACACGCUGCAGUUUGUCUGUGGAGAGCGAGGCUUUUAUUUCAAUAAACCAACAGGCUAUGGCCCCAGUGCAAGGCGGUCACGUGGCAUCGUGGAUGAGUGCUGCUUCCAAAGCUGUGAGCUGCAGCGCCUUGAGAUGUACUGUGCACCUGUCAAGACUCCCAAGAUUUCUCGCUCUGUGCGUUCACAGCGGCACACAGACAUGCCAAGAACACCCAAGGUUAGUAGCAGAGCGAACAAGGGGACAGAGCGUAGGACAGCGCCUCAGCCAGACAAGACAAAAAACAAGAAGAGACCUUCACCUGGACAUAGUUCAUCCUUCAAGGAAGUCCACCAGAAAAACUCAAGUCGAGGAAGUUCGGGGGGCAGGAAUUACAGAAUGUAGGGAAGGAGCAAAUGGACAAAUGCCCAGCAACUUGGGAGGAGAGAAGGGAGUGGCCUUACCUGGUACCCCUGUGGAAUGGUUCACUGUAAAACAAAAGAAAGAAGAUGCUAAUAAUGACCUGAAAAGCUCUUCAAAAUGAUUGAAAACAGAGAGCUAGGUGGUGUGUAAGGGUCUGAUGUGGAAAGUUGUGAUUAUUUUAUACACUGCACCAUUCCAUACUGGGAGGAAUUCUUUGUUAAUGCAAUGUAACAGACUAGUUUAGCUGCUAAGACACGAACAAGAGCUUAUUAUACCUCCAUGUGGGAGCUGCAGCCUCCCCAGGCUCCAGGAAAGAUGGGAACGUAUCUGGGCCUCAGCCAAUCAGAGAGCAGCAUGACUGUGGCUCGGUCACAUUUAACAGUUAGUACCCCAGUUCAAAGCUGAUAUAUUACCUUCAGAGUUUGUUUUUAUGCACCAUCCAUUACUGUGGAUAUUUUUAUUAUGUAAAAAAAUAAAUAAAAAAGGUUUGCUUUAAGGACAAAGACCAGGUGGUUCAUCAGAGUUUGAACAUUGUUGUAGGUAUUUUAACUUGAGCCUAAGUCUAAACCUUACUACGAGGAGUCGCUGGAAGGUUUGAGAUCAGUCCAAAUCUCUCUUAAGCCCCAGGAAGUGUUCAAAACCUGAGGACUGAGUCUACAAUCCAAACAUUAUAAAAAGAGCUCAAGCACUAUUAGAGGGGAUUUUAAAGAAAGUAGGUAGUACAGAAGGUACUACAAAAACAAGACUGGGAUUUUUCACAUUUUCCAAAACAGAAAAACAAAUUAACCAGAAGCUAAAACUGAGUUCUCGUUUGGCCCUCAGAAGCGUGUCCUUCGGUGAAGUCAAAGUGCAUUUGGCAAACUGAAGCGGAAAAAGUCAAAUAAUGACAAUCAGGCAAAAUGUUUGUCGUCUGCAUCCUUUCACGUGUCAACACCCCAGCCAAAUUUGAUUUUUGACAACAGUUCAGUCAACA
Messenger RNA from Haplochromis burtoni (Burton's mouthbrooder), 2445 nucleotides. It is a transcript of the gene igf1, whose product is annotated as insulin-like growth factor 1. Lineage: Eukaryota; Metazoa; Chordata; Actinopteri; Cichliformes; Cichlidae. The record is from RefSeq and is a predicted model, not a curated record. The coding region runs from base 927 to 1454 and encodes 175 amino acids. Gene Ontology annotation, molecular function: growth factor activity; hormone activity. Gene Ontology annotation, cellular component: extracellular region. The transcript is spliced from 4 exons.